Messenger RNA from Mycosarcoma maydis (corn smut), 2535 nucleotides. RefSeq lists its product as uncharacterized. Gene Ontology annotation, molecular function: DNA-binding transcription factor activity, RNA polymerase II-specific; zinc ion binding. The transcript has 2 exons. NCBI's taxonomy places the organism in Eukaryota, Fungi, Basidiomycota, Ustilaginomycetes, Ustilaginales. Gene Ontology annotation, biological process: regulation of DNA-templated transcription. The record is from RefSeq and is a predicted model, not a curated record. The coding region runs from base 1 to 2535 and encodes 844 amino acids.
AUGCCAGCCAUGUCCUUGCAACAACAUCCAGCACCUCCUUUUGCUCAGCUUGCCACCGCUCACGAGGCCUUUUACGCAUCUUCGCACGCCUCGGCCUCGGCCUCGUCCUCGUCCUCUUCGCUUGCAGAUCAACUCAGCGAUCACGACUCCUAUUCCAGCUCGUUUAGCGUCUCGAGAAACAACAGCUUCAGCGCCACAUCCUCCACUCGUUCCGGUCCUGGCCCCUCUUCUUCCUCCCAUGGCUUUCCCUGUCCCAACUGCGCCAAGGUCUUUGCGCGCGAUGACUUGCUCCGACGCCAUUUGGCUAGAGAAGCCAGGGCUCUCGCUCAGCCUUCCUUUGAUCGUCAGAAGAGCUGCUACGAAUGCGCAAGGUCCAAAGCCAGAUGCGACCUCGAAGUUCCAUUCUGUGGUCGAUGCCGUGCACGAGGAAAGCAGUGCACCUACGCUCCCAGAUCCGGCAACCCCAACGUACGCAAGGCUCGCAAUGCUGCCGCCAUGGCCCCCAUCGAUGCACAGAUGCACACCAUGACGCCUCACAUGCCUCCUGCUGUACCCCCGUCGGCCUCCAUCCCUUCCACCUUGCCCAAUCCACAUUGGACUAUGCCCAACACUAGCUUUGACGUCUCCGCCAAUCCCUUUAUCGCUCCCAACCCGGGCUUUAUCAAGCGCGAGCACGAACUCGACUACGACAGCCACAGCGACAGCGAGGCCCACUCAUGGCAUGACCCUGCUUCCUCUGCCUCUGGUUCAGUCUUUGGUUCGCCUCGACCGCAGCACAACCCAUCAGAUCAUCCCGACUCUGCACCGCCCAAUCUUGCCAACUUUACCAUCUCAGCUCCGUCUUAUCCCUCGAUUGCCCCACCUCGCACCGAAUCGCCCCACUCGUUCCACGACCUCAACCUCGAAUCCGACGCUGCUCCAGGCCCUCAAAAGAUCAAUUCGCGCAAGUCGAGCGGCUUCUCGCGUACCAACACCGGUCCUAUCGUCACAAACAUGAACCGUUCCGACGUCGCCUUUGCCAACGAAGAGGGUGAGCAGACGCCCAUCGUCCGACUCAACCCCAACAUGUCCCAUGCCGCCUCGGAUCCCGUCAGAAUGCAGAGCAUGAUCAACAACAACAACAACAACAACAACAACUUCCUCACCCCACCCCAUACCCGUCACAGGACCACCAGUCUACCAGAGGCGCUCGAAGAGACACUGGCCGACGAUCCCAACAUGCAAGCAUCCUGGAAUCCGCGCUCCGCUAUCGCUCAACAGCCCUCGCGCCAACAUCGCCAAGUCUCGGCAGCCACUACCAAUACCAUGAUGCCUCCGCCAAGGCCUCCCACGCUCAUCACUUCCAACCUCAACAACCGCAACCUCUGGCCUGGCCCGUCUCCGAUCCGUUCCGGCAUCUUUCAACAAGGUCUUGAUCUUUCCGGUUGGCUCGCCGAGCCUGUUGUACCAUCACCGCUCUAUCGCAUGGGCCCUAGCUUGCAUUCCGCCAUCAGCGGCAACUUUGCCGCCAUCUCGCACUCUCCCGUGGUCGAGACUCCGCUCUCGGCCAAGUUUGCAGCAUCGCUAGCUCAGACAAUGGGAGUCUCGAUCAACCCUGGCUUUCUUCCCGCCUUUCACGAGUCGCACCCGUCCACAGACGCUUCCAACGCUGCUGCUGCGCAUCCGCUCAGCCGCUCCUUGUCGGAUGCCCACACGCCACCUCAGUCUCGCUACGACUGCAACGGCCAGCUCGUGCUACCUGCUCCCCAACUGCCCAGCGCGAAACAGUGGUGGAUCCAGCCUGACCAGAACGGCCAAGUACCAGCCAGCCAAAACCUUAUAUGGAGGCUCAUCUCGGAGCAGAUCAGCAUCACACUCUCUUGGCAGGCAGGCGGCGAGCUCGACAAGGCCGACUCGGAUCCAAUCGCAGUAUUCGGAGCUGUCGCGUCGUUGUGGAUGUAUUUGGUUUUGAUCGUGUUUACCGACGAAGCUGCCAUCACGCACCACGUCGACGCUGCGCUGCUCGACAAGGCACUCUUGGCUCUGUCCGACUUGUCGCAAAAGCUGCUUGCACAUACUCUUGACGCAUGCAAGGCGUCCUCUGGCACGUGUACGCCAAGCCUCGCCACGUUUGGAUGGAUCGAGACGCUGAUUCGCACGCUGUUUGCCUCGUACUCGCUGCUUGUGCUGCAACGCUUUCGCGAAAACGGCGGCGAUGCGCGGGGGCGUCUGGCAGGGUGCUCGCUCAUCCUCGACAUUCCGCUUCCCGCUGGCGCUGGCGAGUUUGAAGCCGACAACGAAGCCGACUGGCUCCAGGCGCACCACGCCAACCAAAACGUGCUCGCCGAAGCAGGUGCACCGUUUGUGCGUCCAACUCUUCGCCAGCUCGUGCAGUUCCGAAACGACACCCUGGCCGCCGCCGCUCGAGCCGAUGUGGCGGAGCCCCAAGCUAAACUGCGCGACCUCCCCUGGGCUGCCACUCUUUUCGACAACCAGGACGAGUUUACCAACGUUGUUCUGUCUGUCGCGUUUGCUCUUGACGAUACCCAGAUUUGA